CCCCCACUACGCUGUAUUUGUGUAUAUCACUGCACAUAGGCACUAGGCAUAUCCAAUCCAUGUGCACGAAAUAGUGCUGCAGCACCACAAUUUAAAUGUCCCUAACGAAGCACAAGCAACUGGUGCACGCGGCGACUGAUUCGCUGUCAGUAGACCGAUCAUAACCUGAUUACGUCAACUUGAUUGUGGAAUUGUAAAUAUUGCUCUUAUUUCAAUUUGAUUUUACCUAAAUAAUCAUGAGUGCGCAAGAUAUUACAAAGUAUAAAGAUUUUUUACUUCAGCAAAUGUUUCACAAGAAUAUUCAAGAAAAUGAACGACAUAUUCAUAACUUGAAUCAAUACAUAGCAAGCCACCAAGAAGUUAUAAAAAAUUUACAACAAUUUGGUAAUGAACUGUCCGUUGAUUGUCUGGUUCCUAUGGGAAAAUUAGCUUUUUUUAAAGGAAAAUUAACUCAUACAAAUGAACUUCUUGCUUUACUUGGUGAUGAGUACUUUGGAAAAUACAGCCAAAAACAAACUAUAGAAUUAAUUCAAAGGAAAAUCAAACGUGCUGUUGAUGCUUUAAAAGAUUUUGAAAAACAAAAUGAAUCUUUAAAAAAGCAGUUGUCCCUGGCAGCAGAAUCUGGAGCUAUGGAAUCACAAGGUGAAGAAAAUUUUGAUCAAGGUGCCCCAAUUGAAGAAUAUUGGGAUGAAGAAUCCUUAGAAAAGUGGAAAGCUGAACACAAAGUUAGAAUGCAAGGACAUUCCAAAACUCCUCAAACACAGAAUGUUUUAUCAGAUGAUGAAAUUAACAAAAGGCUAGAUGAACUAGAAUUGGAAGAAUUAAUUCUAGAAGGAAAAGAAAUGAAUAAUGAUAAUCAAAUUAUUGAGAAAAAAAUUGAUAAGCUUGAUGAUGAUGAAAUAAAAAAUAUUAUUAAAACAGAUAAUAGACAACCAGAAACACAAGGAGAAAUCUUACAAAAGAAUGAAUCAAUACUCAGUAAUAAAGAAAAUAAAGCAACAAUUAUAGUCGAUAAAGAAAAGAAGAAUUAUUGCGAUGACAGUUAUGAUACAGAUCAUGGUAUUAAAAUACACUUUAAACAUUCGUCAAAGGCACCAGUAUUCGAAAAUAAUCCCAAUAAAAUUGAUAGUCCCAAAGACAUAUUUAAUGUAUUCAGUAUGCCAGUCUCUAUUUUAAAGAAGUCAAAUUCUAAUAACACAUCAAUAAAUAAAUCUGUUAGUCUACCUGAUAACCAUCAGUUACCAGAUACAAAUGAAAGUAGAUCAAUAUAUUCAGAGAUUGUCCAUGAUAUACGUGAAACGAGUCAAAAAAGUGAAAACAAGAAUGCCACAAGGCCUAUGAGUAAAUUUAAAAGAGAAAGAAAGAAUGUUUAAGAACAUCUAUUUGUAUAAAUGUAAAUAUGAAAAAAUGAAUUUGAUAUUUUUUUACUGCAGAAUUGCUG
Messenger RNA from Trichogramma pretiosum, 1441 nucleotides. It is a transcript of the gene uri, whose product is annotated as RNA polymerase II subunit 5-mediating protein homolog. Gene Ontology annotation, molecular function: phosphatase inhibitor activity; transcription corepressor activity; chromatin binding. The transcript has 6 exons. Bases 237 to 1373 code for a protein of 378 amino acids. Gene Ontology annotation, biological process: negative regulation of transcription by RNA polymerase II; negative regulation of phosphatase activity. The record is from RefSeq and is a predicted model, not a curated record. Lineage: Eukaryota; Metazoa; Arthropoda; Insecta; Hymenoptera; Trichogrammatidae.